This is a messenger RNA of Nothoprocta perdicaria, 5392 nucleotides long. It is a transcript of the gene MTMR9, whose product is annotated as myotubularin related protein 9. The transcript is spliced from 11 exons. Gene Ontology annotation, biological process: negative regulation of autophagy. Lineage: Eukaryota; Metazoa; Chordata; Aves; Tinamiformes; Tinamidae. The record is from RefSeq and is a predicted model, not a curated record. The coding region runs from base 185 to 1837 and encodes 550 amino acids.
GACCCCGGGCCCCAACCGCCAUCGGGGGCCCCCGACCGGCUCCUUACAGCCCCCCUGAGGGCUUCCUGCCGGGUUACAGAGGGGUCCCCACCAUCCUGKCCCUGUUGGUGCUGCUAAGGGCUCCUGUAUCUCCUAGCUGGUGUCAGACGAGGGCCUCCCGGGCCCGUUGUCCUCACUAGGAAACAUGGAGUUUGCGGAGCUCAUCAAGACCCCCCGCGUGGACAACGUGGUGCUGCACCGCCCGUUCUACCCCGCCGUGGAGGGGACGCUGUGUCUCACUGGCCAUCACCUCAUUCUCUCCUCGCGGCGCCAGGACGACGCUGAGGAGCUCUGGCUGCUGCACUCCAAUAUCGACUCCAUUGAGAAAAGGUUUGUGGGCUCCCUGGGUACCAUCAUCAUAAAAUGUAAAGAUCUGCGCAUUAUUCAGCUGGAUAUACCUGGAAUGGAGGAGUGCUUGAACAUUGCUAGCUCUAUUGAGGCUCUUUCCACCUUGGAUUCUGUCACYCUCAUGUAUCCGUUUUUCUACCGGCCCAUGUUUGAAGUUGUUGAAGAUGGUUGGCGCUCUUUCCUACCCGAGCAAGAAUUCGAGCUUCUCAGUUCACUGACAGAUGAAUGGCGUCUGAGCUGCAUCAAUAAGGAAUUCUCUGUCUGUCCUUCCUACCCUGCCGUCGUCAUUGUCCCCAAAUCCAUUGAUGACGAAGCGCUUCGGAAGGUGGCCGUGUUCCGCCACGGCAGUCGCUUCCCCGUCCUCAGCUAUUAUCAUAAGAAGAAUGGUAUGGUAAUGAUGCGAAGCAGCCAGCCUCUUACAGGUACUAAUGGGAGACGGUGUAAAGAAGAUGAGAAGCUGAUCAACGCCACGCUACGAGCAGGCAAGCGGGGCUACAUUAUUGACACGAGGUCCCUCAACGUCGCCCAGCAGGCCAGGGCCAAAGGAGGAGGUUUUGAACAGGAAGCUCACUAUCCCCAGUGGAGGAGAAUUCACAAGUCCAUCGAGAGGUUCAAUAUUCUGCAGGAAAGCCUCAUCAAACUGGUGGAAGCCUGUAAUGACCAGUCACACAAUAUGGACCGUUGGCUCAGUAAGCUGGAGGCCUCCAACUGGUUGACUCACAUCAAGGAGAUACUGACUGCAGCUUGUCUGGCCGCUCAGUGUAUUGAUAGGGAAGGAGCAUCGGUCCUAGUUCAUGGGACUGAAGGAACCGAUUCUACGCUGCAGGUGACCUCUCUGGCACAGAUUAUCUUGGACCCCAGGUGCAGGACCAUACGUGGCUUUGAAUCACUUGUUGUGAGAGAGUGGCUUCAGGCUGGCCACCCUUUCCAGCAGCGCUGUGCCCAGUCAGCCUACUCGAACAGCAAGCAGAAAUGGGAAGCCCCGGUGUUCCUGCUCUUCUUGGACUGUGUGUGGCAGAUCCUGCGUCAGUUCCCCUGCUCUUUUGAGUUCAACGAACACUUCCUCAUCAUGCUCUUCGAACACGCUUACGCUUCCCAGUUUGGGACCUUUCUGGGCAACAACGAAAACGAGAGGUCUAAACUGAAGCUGCAGCAAAAGACUAUGUCCCUGUGGUCGUGGGUGAACAGGCCCCAGGAACUGAACAAAUACAAGAACCCUCUUUUUGAGGCCAACAGUCUGGUCAUCUGGCCCUCUGUUGCCCCGCAGAGCUUGCAGCUCUGGGAAGGUGUCUUUCUCCGAUGGAACAGGUCUUCCAAGUUCCUCGACGAAGCCUACGAAGAAAUGGUCACCCUUAUAGAAUACAACAAGCAACUUAAGGCAAAGGUUAAUGCACUGAGGAGGCAGCUAGCAGAGCUGGAGACGGAUGAUCGGAUGCAGGAGAACGCCUGAGCUUGCAGGGCUCUGGACUCGGGGGUUUCCUUUCAACUCCUCUUUACACUAAAGACUCAACAUGGAAAGUGCAUGUGUUGCAGAGCUCUCUGGUGCAAUGGAUCCUCAGUCCCCUCACCGCUGACACCUUCACACUAUGUACACAUCCCUGYUUUUUUGGGGGGAGAGAUCAGUUUUGUUUACAGAAGACGUACACAACCAGGCGUGGUGUCCCCUCCUGGCAGCUUUUCUGGCUCUAGUAAAUGGUGURUAGUGUCGGGAUAAGCUGGAGCUCUCACCUCUGUCCAACUCUGGGGAUCACCAGGUUGGGCCAAGAGCCAGGAUGUUUUGAAUUUAUUUUGGACUUUUUUUUGUUAAACUCUCCAAGCACUCCCUUGGCAGGAAUAAAAUACAAAGUCAGAGAUCGGUAGAUAAAGGCAUUUUGUCCAAAAGUACCUUUUUCCCCCCCUUCCAAGGGUAGCUAAGGCAGCUUAGUUCUUCAGUUUUUUGGAAAAAUCUUGAACUUUUAGUUAAAUCACACCAUUUUUUUUAUGUGUUUGCAUAAGACUUUGUGUUAAGCAUUGGCUUGGGAGCAGUAACUUAAAUUUCCAAGCUGGAUAAAAAAUUUCAGUGCAAUACAGAAUUAAGGUAGGGGUUCUGCUGUUAGCAGGUAACCCAUGAGCUUCAGGUGGAAUUGGGCCUCACGAACAAAUCUCUCUUGACAAAUAACCUUUUUCUUUUUUUUUUUUUUUUUUUUAUUCCUGCUUGGAAAACAGAGGUUAAGUAGCUGGCAGAGGUGUUCACUGGCUGAGCAAAGCAGUGACUUGGACAUGUCCCUUUAGCUAGAGCUACGCUGAUCUUCAAGCUUCUGGUUGCACUGGCUGUUUUCGUAAGUUUAAAUAGAUUCACGUCACUGUUAGGGUGAAAAAAAAUGUACAGUAGCUCCUAACUUAAGUCUCAGCAGAACAUUUGUACUCCAGGUGUGUUCUUUUUUCCCUUUCAUGUGCAUACUAGGUAUUUUAUAYGUUAAAAAAAUCAAAAGCAAAAGAUAGAAGUAGGUCUGAUCUAACAUAUCAGGUAUCUUUUGCUGAUCAAGAAGCUAUCACUACAAAAAUGCUCCCUUGUUUAGAUCACUUCUAGCUGCUUAAACUAUUUAAAAAUAUUAGGGAUCAGCUGUUUUUCAAGUUAAAUGUCUUCUGUAGCUGUUCUUUGUGUCUGCAACCUGCCUCUUAAUUCUGAUCUUUACUGGARACUUUUUUUUCCUCCUUUAAUAACGCAGUCAAGAAUAAGUCUGAAAUACUUGUCUAGACACUUGCUCAAUUGAUUCCAUUGCUGGCUUUAUAUGACCAAGAAGAUGUGAAUUUAAGAUGGAUCAUGUGGCUGGGACUGUUUCACAAGUUCCUUGCUGUUAGCUGCUUUCUUCUGAAAUGAAAGGAGCUGCAUUAGGUCAAUAUUGACUUCUUUGGAAAGUGUUGAACUAUCCCCAGCCGUGGCAUUUUGUGUUUUGGAACAAAGAUGCCUUUAUUUAAAAGCUGCUUUUACAGAAAURUGUGUGUGUGUAUAUACCUGUAUGRGAAUGGARGGUAUUUAGUUGUCUUAAAAGUAUCUGGAGAGGAAUUGUCUACAAAAAUCCCAUGACCUGUAAAAUAAGUGUUCCAUAACCAGGAAAUCAUUUAUGUAAAAUGACUUGAUAGUGAUUUUUAAUUGCUACCUUAAUGCCUUUUAUUUCAAUCCUUGUUUCCUUAAGUAUUUUCUUCUUGACUAGCCUAAACGUGGUCCUAAAGYGCUCCUUUUUGGUUUUGUUGCUUUUUUCUUUCUUUGCCCUUAAGAGUUAACCUGCAUGGUUUCAUUUUACAAGGGCUGCUUCAGAAAGAGAUCCCCGUUGAACAGAAACAGCCKUAGGGCGGUCAAAUAAUUCCCACUCAUUUUAAUACCAGAUAUAUUUGGAGAAGGGCACUCCUGUUCACUAAAUCAAGAUUGACAGAAGGAAUAGUUCUCAGGGCAGUUUAGUGGCCGCCGUUACAUAACACAUAGACRCAGGUUGGCCCUGCCUUCCUCCCGCUGCCAGCCCCUGAUUUUGGAACCGUCUUUCAAGUAUUUAUGCGAAGCAGGCCCUUGAAAUGACUGCUUGUACCCUUUAAAGUGAUGGCUGUGCUGUCUGCACCUGCCUCGGUGUAGGAUUCCCAUCCCAGUCACAAUUUCUGCCGUGCCUCUAAGCCUGAAACGCGCCGUUACUAGUCAGAUGAGGAUUAAGAAGGGACUUUUUUUCUCCUCUCUCCAGUAGACUAUAUAUAAAAUAUGUAAAGGUUCUGUAGAUUCCUAACAUAGUAAUUAUGCAUUGAACUAAAUAAUAGAGAAGCAAGGAGGUUUUUUGAUGUAAUUGCCUGCCUGUUCCAGCCUCUCCUGCAAGCUGCGUGUGUGUGAGGAAACUGAGUAAGCAGCUGUGACAGCUAACUCAAGGCAGAGCAGUCUUUGAGCUGCAUUUCAUCGUCCACUCAUGUUUCAGGGCUCAAUACACCCCCGAGUGGUGUGUGUUUGCCUGGGCUCAGUGGCMGUGUGGAUCACUUAGCCUUAAAGCUAAAUAUUAGUGUAGUUCUGAACAGCGAGUGGCUCUCCUGCUUUUCUGCCUUACUACACCUUGUAUUCCCAACGAAGCGCCAGCGUUGGAGGCUUUAUUUCCAAACAGACACCUUCCAGAGGUGCUGGAGUUAGGAUGGGAUGCUCAGACUGUUGCAGGUGCUCCUAGGAGAAGGUGCUUCCCAGAUUGUGUGGUGGCCUCAUCGCGUGGUCCCUCCGGACCUUUCCAUCUCCAGUGCCUUCCAGGUUGAGGCUGAUGCUCUUUGCUUCCCUGCCCCUCCACAACCUUCAUGCUUAAAGAUCCACCUAACAAGCUGCUCAUAAAGUCCCCUGAAAACACUUAGGGUCAGUCGAUGUGGACACUGCCAUUUACCAAAAAGAAAAACAUGAAAAAAAAGGGAAGAGGAACUAACUUGCACAGUUUUCAUGAACAYAAAGGGAAAUAUACCUGCAAAAUGUUGAUUGUAUUGCUCUCUUGAAUGUGGCGAUCUGUUGAAGUGCACUAUUGUCCAUGUUGCAUAUGAUAUAACUUAAAUUGCACUGUAUAGCGUAUUGGCGUCUCACGUAUGCUUUGCUAAAGCCUUGGAAARUGCUGUCGUGCACAGGUUCCUGCACGAGGGAAAAUGUCUCUGCUGGCAAUUCCACUUGGUUUGUAACUGUGUGACACUGAAUAGCACUAUGUGUAAAGUCAUGUGUACUAUAUAUCUGUUAYCUGGUUCAGGACAUAGGUGGAAUGCCUUUCUGUCCAAACAUCUGGAAUUGCUAAUUGGACUUGGCUGCUGCUUCAAACUUGAUUUAAAAUCAAAUAAUUAACAGGGUUGGGAGCUGUGUGCUGCUGUUAGAACUAUGUUGUGUGUGUACAGCAUCCCAGCCCCUGUUGUGGUGUUGAAUAUAUUGUGAAAAGGUAACAUUGAGGACAAAGGAAGAAGCUGUAACACCUACAAUCGUUUAUCCAUUUCGGGGAAAUAACAGAUAUAAAACGGCUGUAAACUUUUGCUG